Mesorhabditis spiculigera is the source of this 1671-nucleotide messenger RNA. The record is from the annotation of a GenBank genome assembly. Lineage: Eukaryota; Metazoa; Nematoda; Chromadorea; Rhabditida; Rhabditidae.
AUGAGGCUGUUAUGGAGUCUCUUUCUGUUUAUACCGAUUACGAUAGCGUCGUACUGUGGCGAGAACGGGGUGCCGUUUAGUAUGGAAGUGUUGUCGAACGGGUUUCCGGUGCUUGGUUGUGCUCAGCCGUCUUGUAUAGCACAACCAGAUGAAGGAUAUGAUGACUCUGUUUUUGAAACAGAUCCUAGUGGACAGGUCGACGGAUUUUUCCGAGAUGGCGAUCGUGCACAGAAUACUUUUUGGAGGGCAAACAAGUUCAAAGCGAACUGCUCGGGCGCCUUCGACGAACUUGCCUGUGUCCGGAAAAACCAAUGGGUCGGCGGCAUCGAGUACAUCGACCAUCCUCGGCAACCCCUGGUGCUGCAAUGCUGCAGUUUCGAGGGUCUGCGCUUCUCCCAAGAUGUUGGGGUGACCACGAUUUCGGCUGGGGAAGCGGUCACCGGCGGAGAAGUAAUCCGUGAUGGUCGUCAAAUUUCGUUUGAUGUUAUUGCUAAUGUGCGCAAAGUGAUCGAUCCGGAGGAUAAGUCGGUCUCAUACGAGGUGACGGUCCGCCGGAUGAACUGUCUACCAGAUCCGCCGGAGAUCGAGGUGGCAUAUGAGCAAGACAUUGAUGAUGAAAUCUACCGGGUUUUGGGUACCGCUGGCAACACAACGCUCAAAUCCAAGGAGAUCGAACCUCCAAUUCAGAAAUACAAGAAAAAACCAGUGCGGGAACCCAAACGAAAACCUUCUAAACAAAGAAAGCGUCCAAACAGCGAAUUCGCUUUUGGAGCCCCGAAUUUCGACCCAAUAAAGGCACCCUCCAACCCUCCAACCAGAUACCCUAAAAUCACCAACGAUGAUGAGCCGGAGGCUUUUACAAUGCAGCCCUACCAUAGAACGGUUCCUGCCCGUCGCCCACGACAGAGACCCUCCACAACCGCAAAUCCAUUACCAUCAACCCCGACCACAACUGUGGCACCGGAAACCACGUCGGUUUUCACGCCAGUUACGAUUGGAAGAGAUCAGUUCGCUCAAAUGCAACCCGGAGCCGUUACCCCAGCUCCGUUCAACCAUCUUCAAUUCCCCGGCUUCAACUUCCAACCCGUGCAACAAUCCCCUCAACUGUACAACCCAUUCCAGCUUCCGCCCCAUCCACACUUUGGAAUGGUCACACCUGCUCCAAAUCCAUUCGGGUUCCCUCAACCACAGCAUGAACAAUAUUACCAUCACCAAUUCCCCGGCCUGCAGACCGCGCAAAACUACGGGGUGCUGAACCCCAGCGGUUUUGGACAUGCGCAGCUCUCCCCCAUUGGCCCAGCAGCAGAAUGUGAUCAGCGUCGCGUCGCCGCAAUAUUCGCCGCUUUCGGCAUUCCAAUUUGGGCAACCAUUCGGCAUUCCACAACCUGUGCAGCAGCCUGUCUGGCAACCAUAUGGCCAGAAUUUGCAGCAGAGCCCAACCCCCGUUUCACCUACAACAUGAAAUCAAUCAUUAUAUGCCUCCUAGUUUUUCUAAGCAGCUACAUCGGAGCGGUCGAUGCCGAGCAGUGCAUCUUGAUUUCAAACGAUUUCAACAUUCAACAAUACCCUACAUUGCACUACUUCGCACCAGGAGCAACAAACGUCACAAAAUACCUGGCUUUUGAAAGUCUCGAGGAAUUGCAGAAGUUUGCCAAGGAUAUUGACCGGAAA